AUGUCCGCGAAUGAAUUCCUCCAGCACUGCAAACAAGGUAACUUCAACCAUGUCGUCGGUCUCUACCGCACCAAUUCCACAAAAGAGACCGGCCCGUUCGAUAAAGAAUUAAUCUUAUCACUACCGGAUUUACUCAAGUAUAUUGGCCUCAAUGUUGCUGGGUAUGAUGGUAUGGAUAUAUCUGCCUGUACGGAGCGGAGCAUUCGUAUUUCGAAUACCCCGAACGUCGUUGCAAAUGCCACAGCAGACGUGGUGAUGUUCUUGCUCCUGGGUGCGAUGCGGCAUGCGAUGAUCCCGCUAUGGAAAGAGGAAGCACCUCUUGGCCAUGAUCCUCAUGGUAAAACCCUCGGUAUAUCAGGAAUGGGAGCCAUUGGUCAGGCUCUCGCUCAUCGAGCUCGCGCAUUCGGACUGAGGAUAAUAUACCAUAAUCGGUCGAGACUACCUAAUGAUAAAGAGGGAUCAGCGACCUAUGUCACUUUCGACAAAUUGCUCCGGUCGUCAGAUAUACUGAGUCUCAACCUCCCAGCCACCCCAAAUACGCGACAUACUAUCUCACAGCCACAGUUCAAAGUUAUGAAAGAUGGCGUCGUGGUGAUCAACACUGCGCGAGGGUCUCUGAUUGAUGAAGCAGCGUUGGUGGAUGCUCUAAAUAGUGGGAAGGUUCUAUCUGCAGGAUUGGAUGUUUAUGAAGAUGAGCCUAGAGUACAUCCUGGCCUUAUCAGUAAUGGCCGUGUUAUGCUUCUUCCACAUAUUGGCACGACGACUAUUGAGACUAAGCGGGAGAUGGAAUUACUGGCAUUGCGGAAUCUUGAACAUGCAUUGGAUCAGGGAGAGUUGUUGACGCCAAUUCGAGAGCAGUCCUGAGGCGGAGCCCGUUUGCCAGUGUAUUAGUAGCCCAUUUCUUCUCGUGGUGCAGACAGUAGACUAGCCCCUGUUGAGUGAUGUUUACUAUCCAAACAAAAGUCUCGAUGCCUGGGAUU
This is a messenger RNA of Aspergillus ruber CBS 135680, 980 nucleotides long. Its product is annotated as D-mandelate dehydrogenase-like dehydrogenase. Lineage: Eukaryota; Fungi; Ascomycota; Eurotiomycetes; Eurotiales; Aspergillaceae. The transcript has 5 exons. The record is from RefSeq and is a predicted model, not a curated record. Gene Ontology annotation, cellular component: cytosol. Bases 1 to 864 code for a protein of 287 amino acids. Gene Ontology annotation, molecular function: hydroxypyruvate reductase [NAD(P)H] activity; glyoxylate reductase (NADPH) activity; NAD binding.